Messenger RNA from Molossus molossus (Pallas's mastiff bat), 2514 nucleotides. It is a transcript of the gene CBS, whose product is annotated as cystathionine beta-synthase. Bases 78 to 1829 code for a protein of 583 amino acids. The transcript is spliced from 17 exons. Gene Ontology annotation, cellular component: cytoplasm. Gene Ontology annotation, molecular function: cystathionine beta-synthase activity; cysteine synthase activity. The record is from RefSeq and is a predicted model, not a curated record. Lineage: Eukaryota; Metazoa; Chordata; Mammalia; Chiroptera; Molossidae.
CCGCCGCGGUCUGGUCCCCGCUCGCCGCGACCCGACGCGCCCCCCGGCCCGUUCGCGCUCUCGGUCCAGAUCGCAGCAUGCCUUCCGAGACACCCCAAGCAGAAGAGGAGGCAGCAGGGUGCCCCCACCUCUCAGGGGCACCCUCAGCAAAAGGGAGCCUGGAGCAGGGGCCCCCGGGGGACAAGGACACCAAGGAUCGCCUGUGGAUCCGGCCAGAUGCCCCGAGUAGGUGCUCCUGGAACCUGGGCAGGCCCAUCACCGACUCUCCGCAUCACCACACUGCCUUGGCAAAAUCCCCCAAAAUCUUACCAGAUAUCCUGAAGAAAAUUGGAGACACCCCCAUGGUGAGAAUCAACAAGAUCGGGAAGAUCUUUGGCCUGAAGUGUGAGCUCCUGGCCAAGUGUGAGUUCUUCAACGCUGGCGGGAGCGUGAAGGACCGCAUCAGCCUGCGCAUGAUCGAGGAGGCCGAGCGGGCCGGUACCCUGAAGCCCGGGGACACCAUCAUUGAGCCGACGUCCGGGAACACAGGGAUCGGGCUGGCCCUGGCUGCGGCAGUGAAGGGCUACCGCUGCAUCAUCGUCAUGCCAGAGAAGAUGAGCAUGGAGAAGGUGGACGUCCUGCGGGCCCUGGGGGCUGAGAUCGUGCGGACACCCACCAAUGCCAGGUUCGACUCCCCCGAGUCACAUGUGGGGGUGGCAUGGAGGCUGAAGAACGAGAUUCCCAAUUCUCACAUCCUGGACCAGUACCGCAAUGUCAACAACCCGGUCGCUCACUACGACAGCACGGCCGAGGAGAUCCUGCAGCAGUGUGACGGGAAGCUGGAUAUGCUGGUGGCUUCGGCAGGCACAGGCGGCACCAUCACGGGCAUUGCCAGGAAGCUGAAGGAGAAGUGUCCUGGGUGCCAGAUCAUUGGGGUGGAUCCCGAAGGCUCCAUCCUCGCGGAGCCCGAGGAGCUGAACCGGACGGAGCUGACGGCCUACGAGGUCGAAGGGAUCGGCUAUGACUUCAUCCCCACGGUGCUGGACCGGACGGUGGUGGACAAGUGGUUCAAGUGCAACGACGAGGAGUCCUUUGCCUUUGCCCGCAUGCUGAUUGCCCAGGAGGGGCUGCUGUGCGGUGGCAGUGCGGGCAGCGCCAUGUCGGUGGCCGUGCGGGCAGCCCAGGGGCUGCGGGAGGGCCAGCGCUGCGUGGUGGUCCUGCCCGACUCUGUCCGGAACUACAUGUCCAAAUUCCUGAGUGACAGGUGGAUGCUGCAGAAGGGCUUCCUGAAGGAGGAGGACCUCACGGUGAAGAAGCCCUGGUGGUGGCACCUCAGAGUUCAGGAGCUGAGCCUGUCGGCUCCACUGACAGUGCUGCCCACGGUCACCUGUGAGCACACCAUCGAGAUCCUCCGAGAGAAGGGCUUCGACCAGGCGCCUGUGGUCGACGAAUCGGGGGUGAUCCUGGGGAUGGUGACUCUGGGGAACAUGCUGUCCUGCCUGCUCGCGGGGAAGGUGCAGCCGUCGGACCAAGUCCACAAGGUCAUCUACAAGCAGUUCAAGCAGAUCCGCCUGACGGACCCGCUGGGCACGCUGUCGCGCAUCCUGGAGAUGGACCACUUCGCCCUGGUGGUCCACGAGCAGAUCCAGUCGCGGGACCAGGCCUUGGCAGGAGAGGUGGGGGGGCCUGCAGACCACAGCCACGGGAAGUCCAAUAAGAAGCAGAUGGUGUUCGGGGUCGUCACUGCCAUUGACCUGCUGAACUUUGUGGCAGCUCGGGAGCGGGACCGGAAGACAAAGUCAGCAAGUGCCUUGGAACCCAGGGCUGGCGGGGCUGCAGCCCAGCUCUGACCUGCGCACAUGCCGCCUGCUCUUGUGCUCUCACAAACACUAAGCAACAGCCUGUGUGCCUUGUAACUGUCUGGUGCUGGGCAUUGCCCUGUUGCCAUGGCAGCAAGGAGUGGGUGUAGGGUACUCAGCCCAAGGCCAGCAGAAAUGUUAGUUUCCCUUUUAUUAACACCUGACACUUGGAUGAAUCUAUGAUUUAUUAGAAUGUGCUUUUUUUUAAUUUUUUCUUCAAAAAUGUUUCAACAAGGAAAUCUUAUGAAAAGGGAACUCGGCUGGGUAGGUGAACCCAGGCAAGGACUGGGGCAGAGUGGACUGAAGGCAGAGGAAGUGCCUUUCCCAGAGAAGCAUCCAGAAUGGGGAGCAGCAGGGGGGCUGAGGUGUGGAUGAGCUCAGGGACCCCCAUGCAGUAGUGUUGUCUGCUCAGGGAUGGGUGGGUUCAGUGGCUUGAGUGUUUGGGUUAUUUUUAAUUGAGGUGAAAUUCACAUACCAAAAAUGAACACAUUUCAAAUGUCCAGUUCAGGGCACUGGUUACAUUCACGCUGUUGUACGGUCACUACCUGUGUCAAGUUCCAGAACAUUCCCAUCGCCCCUAAGCAGACAUUCCCCUCCCUGCCUCCCGCCUCUCCUGGCAGCCGCUGAUCGCUUUCUGUCGCUAUAUGGUUUGUCAAUUUGGGACGUUUCGGAUAAA